CUCAGCCUACCCUGUGGCCUGUACCUGCAAACUCCACGCUAGUCUGCGGUGCUGCAGAUCCUCUCGGGCCUCGAGAGUUCAGCUGCGGGCCGAGACUCUCUGUUUGACGAGGCGCAGUCGCGGUAGGCGGUGGGGACGGCUGCCCGGAUCGGAGGCUGAGGCCCUGCUCCCCGCUCCAGCAUGGCGGCUGCAGUACGCGCUGCGGGCCGCCUUCCUGCGCUGUGCGGCGGGCCGGCGGGUCAUUUAUGGUCCAGGCAACUUUCUCUAAAUGCCUUUCCAGUCACUUCCAUUUUGGCAUUGAGGACUACCGUCAACAAUGGCUCAUCAUUGGGAACUGGAGACAACCGGCAGUACACCAGCUUGAGCCAUGCGCUGCAGACACAAUGCUGUAUUUCUUCUCCCACUAGCUGGAUGGGCCAGCAGUAUAGACCAUAUAGUUUCUUCACUAAAUUGACAGCAGAUGAGCUAUGGAGAGGUGCUUUAGCAGAGACUGGUGCUGGAGCAAGAAAAGGAAGAGGCAAAAGAACUAAGAAAAAGAAGAGAAAGGAUUUGAACAGGGGUCAGAUCAUUGGCGAAGGGCAUUAUGGUUUCCUGUGGCCUGGUCUGAAUGCCCCUCUUAUGAAAAAUGGAGCAAUGCAGAACAUUGCCCAAAGAAGCAAGGAAGAGCAGGAGAAAAUAGAGACUGAGAUGAUCCAGCAGAGAGAAGAGUGGGACCGCAAGAGGAAGAUGAAGGUUAAACGAGAGCGAGGAUGGAGCGGAAAUUCGUGGGGCGGCGUCAGUCUUGGUCCCCCUGACCCUGGUCCCAAAGGAGAAACAUACGAGGAUUUUGAUACCAGGAUACUUGAGGUAAGAAAUGUUUUCAAUAUGACAGCAAAAGAGGGGAGAAAGAAGUCUGUCCGUGUCCUGGUUGCUGUGGGAAAUGGACAAGGAGCAGCAGGUUUUGCCAUUGGGAAAGCCACCGAACGGGUAGAUGCUUUCAGAAAAGCAAAGAACAAAGCAAUUCACUAUUUGCAUUACAUAGAACGAUAUGAAAACCAUACAAUAUUCCAUGAUAUUUCUUUAAGAUAUAAAAGGACACAUAUCAAGAUGAAGAAACAACCCAGAGGUUAUGGCCUCCACUGCCAUAGAGCCAUCAUCACCAUCUGCCGGCUCAUUGGCAUCAAAGACAUGUAUGCCAAGGUCUCUGGGUCCGUCAACAUGCUCAACCUCACUCGAUGCCUCUUCCGUGGGCUCUCCCAACAGGAAACACAUCAACAGCUGGCUGAUAAGAAGGGUCUUCAUGUUGUGGAAUUCCGGGAGGAAUGUGGCCCUCUGCCCAUUGUGGUUGCCUCCCCCCAGGGACCCUUGAGAAAGGAUCCAGAGCCAGAAGAAGAGGUUCCAGACAUCAAACUGGACUGGGAAGAAGUGAAGGCUGCACAGGGCAUGAAGCGCUCCGUGUGGUCAGGAUUAAAGAGAGCUGCCACGUAACCUUUCUGGCCUUGUACAGCCGUCCAUGCCUAGUGCUUGCUGUUCAGCACCUAGGAGAGAGACUCAGCAUCUCACACCUUGGAAUGUUGCCUUUUUUUGGAGCCGGGGCUGAGGAGAGUUCAACCUUAUCUCCUUUGUUUACAAAUAAAUGAAAAUAGCUCUCAUUUAUUGAGUACAUGGUAUGUGCCAGUCAAUGUGAUAAGAACUUUACAUACAUAAUUUCAGUUCAAGCCUAUUUUAAAUAGUCAUUUAAACUAACAAACGUAAGUGAAUUAGGGAGACAGAGCUGAUA
Molecule: messenger RNA, 1759 nt
Organism: Otolemur garnettii (small-eared galago)
Lineage: Eukaryota; Metazoa; Chordata; Mammalia; Primates; Galagidae
Gene: MRPS5
Product: mitochondrial ribosomal protein S5
Exons: 12
Coding region: 181-1467 (428 amino acids)
Biological process (GO): translation
Cellular component (GO): ribosome
Molecular function (GO): RNA binding; structural constituent of ribosome
Source: RefSeq, a predicted model, not a curated record